Messenger RNA from Ceratosolen solmsi marchali, 2020 nucleotides. RefSeq names its product mitochondrial translation initiation factor 2 (gene mIF2). NCBI's taxonomy places the organism in Eukaryota, Metazoa, Arthropoda, Insecta, Hymenoptera, Agaonidae. Gene Ontology annotation, biological process: translational initiation. Gene Ontology annotation, cellular component: cytoplasm. Gene Ontology annotation, molecular function: translation initiation factor activity; GTPase activity; GTP binding. The record is from RefSeq and is a predicted model, not a curated record. The transcript has 10 exons. The coding region runs from base 131 to 2020 and encodes 629 amino acids.
AAUGAAAAUGUAUUAAUUUUAUUAACCAAACUGAAGAAUCACUAAACUACUUUUGUCAACUAAAACGAUUAUUAAAUAUUAAUAUGAUAGUAUUAAUGAUCAGUAAAUACUUAAAAAACAGACAGAUACGAUGAAACUUAAAUUAAGACAACGCAAAUAUAAAAUAUUGAGUAAACCAACACUUAUAUGGAAAAAUAUGACUGUGAUAGAGUUGGCAAUAUCAAUGAAAGAACCAGUUGAAAAAAUUAUAAAAGUACUUUCUGAAAUUGAUUACAAAAAAAAUGAGUUUGAUUCCAUUGUAAGUGAUUUUGAUAUUAUAAAAGAGGUUGUCUCUAUGUUGGGAUAUAAUUAUAAAGAUAUAUCAGAUUUAGAAGAUAUUUUAAAAUAUGAAUCACCACAUCCUGUAGUACUUAUUAAAAGACAUCCUAUUGUUACAAUAAUGGGUCAUGUUGAUCAUGGAAAAACUACAUUAUUGGAUUCUUUAAGGAUGACAUCAGUGGCAGACAAUGAAUUUGGUGGAAUUACUCAACAUAUUGGAGCAUUUAAUGUAACAUUAGGCAAUGGUGAACAAAUAACUUUUUUGGAUACUCCUGGACAUGCUGCAUUUUAUGCCAUGCGAGAAAGAGGUACUAAGGUAACAGAUAUAAUUGUUCUUGUUGUUGCUGCUGAUGAUGGUGUUAUGAAACAAACUGUUCAAAGUAUAGAAAUGGCAAACGAAGCAAAUGUUCCAAUAAUAGUUGCUAUAAAUAAAAUUGACAAGGCAAACAUUAAUAUUGAGAGAACUCAACAAAUGUUAGCUAAACAUGGAGUUAUUGUUGAAGACAUAGGUGGAAAUCACCAAAGUGUAAAUAUAUCUGCCAAAAAUGGAACAAAUUUAAAUUAUUUAUUAGAAGCAAUAUCAGUACAAGCUGAAAUAAUGGAUUUAAAAGGUGAUCCAACAGGACCUGUAGAAGCAGUAAUAAUUGAAGCGACGAAUAAUAUUGGUCUAGGAAAAAUGACAUCAUUGAUAAUUCAACGUGGUAAUCUUAAACAGGGUGAUAUAUUAGUCAGUGGUAUAACAUGGGCCAAGGUAAGAUCAAUUUUCGAUCAUACUGGUUCACAACUUUCUGAAGCUAAGCUAUCAAAUGUUGUACAAAUCACCGGUUGGCGUGAUUUACCUGUCGUUGGCAAUAACGUCUAUCAAGUAAAAAAUGAAAAAAAAGCUCAUUUAGUAAUUAAAUAUCAUCAAGUAAACCUUAAUAAAGAAAAAUCUGUAAACCAAAAGAAAGUUGCUGAUCAAAAACAUGCUGAACAUGUAAUUCAACAUAAAAAAAUUAAGGAGAUGCGUUUAUCAGGAUUUGUAUCAAAAUCUGAAAAGGUUGAAAAUCUUAAGGAUGAAUCAUUAAAAUUAUAUGUAAUAAUUAAAGGUGACGUCGUAGGGUCGGUUGAAGCAAUAUUGGAUGUAUUAGAAACUUAUAAAGAUAAGAAAUGUACAUUAUCUAUUGUUAGCUAUGGAGUUGGAUCAAUUACAGCAAGCGAUCUUGAAUUAUCAAAAACUUUUAAUGCUGUAAUAUAUUGUUUUAAUAUUAAAAUUCCAAAAACACUUUUAAGUGUGAUUGAUGAAAAUAAUAUUAUAGUUUCUGAACAUAAUGUUAUAUACAAACUUAUUGAUGAUAUAAAAACUAAAAUGUCAGAUAUGCUUCCAUUAAUACAAAAAGAAGAAACAAUUGGUGAAGGAAUAGUUUUAAAAGAAUUUGAUGUUAAUAAUAAAAAAACAAAAGCUGUAAUUGCAGGAUGUCGAUGUACAAGUGGUGUAUUUAAAAAGAGUGCAUUUUUUAAAAUAUUGAGAAAUGGUGAAGUUAUUUAUGAUGGCAAGAUAUCUGAAAUGAAACAUUUCAAAAAUGAAAUUGAAACACUCCAUUUAAAACAGGAAGGUGGGUUAAAGUUAAAUGAAAAAAUCAAUUUGAAACAUGGUGAUGUGGUUAUUUGUUAUAAAAUUGUAGAAGAACCACAAUUUAUUAAUUGGAAUCCUGGAUUUUAA